Messenger RNA from Syngnathus typhle (broad-nosed pipefish), 3331 nucleotides. RefSeq names its product core 1 synthase, glycoprotein-N-acetylgalactosamine 3-beta-galactosyltransferase 1, like b (gene c1galt1lb). NCBI's taxonomy places the organism in Eukaryota, Metazoa, Chordata, Actinopteri, Syngnathiformes, Syngnathidae. The record is from RefSeq and is a predicted model, not a curated record. Gene Ontology annotation, cellular component: membrane. Bases 541 to 1722 code for a protein of 393 amino acids. The transcript has 4 exons. Gene Ontology annotation, molecular function: N-acetylgalactosaminide beta-1,3-galactosyltransferase activity.
GGGGGCGGAUCCGAAUGACGUCACAGCAAGCGGAAAUAUUUUUCCUGACCACUUCCAGUGUUAUUUUGCUGUACUUUGAAUUCUCCGUAGCUUUUAGUCAAGUGUGGCAUCGCUUGUCUCUACGUUCGCUGCCGAACAUGUGUCUUUUCCCCCCGAGCAUUGUGAGCUGGGGCGCACGACUAAUAUAUUUUCUGGCACAUUGGGAUAAACUUCUGUCGCUUUAAAAGCUAGUCGGUCAGCUAACUCUACGACUGUGGCGCUUUUUUAGCAUAUCCUCGUGGCUCCGUUAAAUCACACGGGGUGAUUUGUGGGGGAUCAUUUGCUCGUACUCUUUCCCCUCGUAGUACGCCCUGCCUGGUCAUUUUUAACGUGGCUAGCUAAGCGAAGUAAUAUGUAAUCUUGCAAAACUGGGAUGUAAUGCUAAUGUACUGUCGCUCCUGUGGGUGGUUGUUACAUUCCGUGGGCGUGAAAGAAAGGGCUGCUAUGGUGUCUCUGGUACGUGUUCCUACACUUGGCUGACGGCGACACACCUGGCCCAGCAUGAAGUUCCCGGUGUCCAGAAUCUCCUUCUGUGUGGGUUUCCUGGUGGGAUUCUUCAUGCUCUACCUGUUUCAAGGGCAAGUGGGCUUCAACAAGAAUUUCUCUGUGCAACCGAUUGGCAAAUUGGUACUCGACCAUCAGCAUGAGCAGCAUGAAGAAGACAGCAGGUGGAAGAAGGAGAGGUCUGCCCUCUUCAACCUUAAACACCCUCAUCAUUCAGAUGAGGAUAGCAGCAUGGCAGAUGAACUGUACAAAAAAGUCCGUGUGCUUUGCUGGGUGAUGACUACUCCUACCAACCUGGAGAAGAAGGCCCGCCACGUGAAGGAAACGUGGAGUCGUCACUGUAACGUGAUUGUCUUUGUGAGCUCUGAAAGCAAUCACGACUUCCCAGCUGUAGGUUUGGAUACAAAAGAGGGCCGCGACCAGCUUUACUGGAAAACCAUCCGAGCGUUGCAUUACGUCCACGAGCAUUACGGCAACGACGCCGACUGGUUUCUCAAGGCGGACGACGACUCGUACGUAAUAGUGGACAACCUUCGGUGGGUGCUUGCAAAGCACACGCCGGACGAGCCGGUUUAUUACGGUCGGAGAUUCAAGCCCUACGUCAAGCAGGGCUACAUGAGCGGCGGCGCCGGCUACGUGCUAAGCAAGGAGGCUCUGCGGCGCUUUGUCCAAGGAUUUCAAAACAAAGUGUGCACUCACACCAGCUCGGUGGAGGACCUUGCGUUGGGCCAGUGCAUGGAGAAAGUCGGGGUGCUGGCAGGAGACUCCAGAGACACUUUACAACGGGAGACAUUUCAUCCCUUCAUUCCUGAGCAGCACCUCACUGCCAAGUUCCCGAAGAGCUUCUGGUAUUGGAGCUACUGCUACUACCCCAUCUCAUUGGGUCCAAACUGCUGCUCAGACUUGUCCGUGUCCUUCCACUAUGUGCACGACAGCAACAUGUAUUUGUUGGAGUACUACGCCUAUCACCUGCGUGCCUUUGGCUACAAAUACCGAUACCGCCCCCCCACCCCGCCCGGCUACACCCGCGAGCGGUCAGAUGCCGCCGCCGUUGCUGCGGCUGCUGACGAUGUCGCCGACAAAGAGAACAAAGAUGAUUCUCAGGUAAAAGCGCAAAAAGGUGGUGUAAAUAGUGAAAAGAGACCAGAUGAUUCCCUGCCUCCAGCUGCCAAACUGUAGGACCAUGUGGGUGGGACAAACUAUUGGAUUUAUUCAUGAAGAAUCUGUUGUCUUAUACUUGAAUGAAAAUAACCGAAAGUAUGAGACAUUUUUUCUUUCUAGUUUGUCAGGUCAAGUCAGCCGGAUUCAAUCAGAUAGCCACAUUCUUUUUGAAAUACAAAAGAAAACUUUUUUUUUUUUUUAUGUGUUCACCAGCUAGAGUCGUGCCAGUGUUCAAAACAUUUCUCAAGAUAACAAACCCGGUUGGGUCACCAUGUCAAGACAUUUGUCAUGGUGGCUGCUACACGCCUUGAGCUAUCCAAACUGUUGCGUCAACUGCAGUGUCACAUAGGAUGAAUGACCAACCAUUGUUCACAAGAUUCAUCCGUGACCUUAACCCUAUUCAGUUCUUUCCCUCGUUAAGUCAUUGUUGACAAUUGUUGUCGCUAUGGUGACAAAAAGAAUCACAUUUAUUUCCCCCUUUUUCUCAACAUUGUCCAGUUCAUUUUAGUAUACCAGCAUACCAAAAGGAAAUCGCCCUGCCGACAGGGUAAAAGACAUUUUGACAUUUUAGAAAUGGUACCAAGCAGUUAAGAAUAAUUACAUUGGAUACUUUAAUGAUUAAAAAUUGACCAGCCCAAGUUGCAUCUUGUUUUCUGAUCCGACGAAGGAAACUCAACGUACUCGGUCCACAGCAGGCUUUCAGGAUGUUGAUUUGUCCUAGGAGGUUAAGCAAACCUUUCCACUGGUGCAUUCUUCCAAAGAAAGAAGGCCGCUACUCAAUGAGCCUUGACAAAUGCUCGGUUUGUGUUGAAAGGACUAACUUGGACUAAGCAAGCAUCACAUUGGUUGGUUCUCACCGCGGUGGGUAUGUUGACACGUGAAUUUGCGAUGUAACGUCACUUUGAAGGUAGAGGGGAAGCCUUUCCAAAUGAUGAGCAUGGCCUUUGCAUGCCAGUGCUUGAAUUUCACUCGAUUUUCUGCAAUGUUAUGAAUUGUAACAAUGAUGUGGUUGACACUUUUUUUUUUUGCUUUUGUAUAUUGUGCAUUUUAAACUGUCAAUCCAAAAAUGCUCAUUCUUAAAGAUUGGGACGUGGCAGAUACUUUUUUUUUUUUCUUCAAAUGAAAACAAAUAUAUUUGUUAGGUAUCUUUCCAAAAGAAUCCCGCAGUUUCAUUUUUGCUAAAGAAAAUUUAAGACGGAUUGAGACUAUAAACAGCCGCACCAUUUUAACAAUCGUUUAGGGGGUGGUCUAUUUUUCUAAAUGUAGGACUGCGAGCGUACAUCUUGUCAUCAGCAGUUUGUAUUUUACUCAUCAGCAUCCAUGUAAUUUGUCUUUAUCCCUUCCCAAAGUAUAUUUCUUGAGUACCUGCACCUUCCCAAGCCAUUUCUGUUCAGACAAAAACUUUUUUUUUUCCUUAAUCAUCAAAACUGCUUUUAUUUUCAGACAAUCCGAUAACAUUAAAAUAGCUCUUAAGGGAAAGGUGUACAGUACUGGAAUUAUGUUUGCAAUGUAUUUAUAACUGCAUUAAUGUUUUUGGAAUUGAGUAUUUUUUUAAAGUGAGUGUGUGGUCAGGCUAUUUGCAGCCACUGGUACUUUAAUCACCAUGAAUAAAUUGUAUUUGAUUGUA